AUGGGCGAGAUCGUCGGGUUGUUGGUGUACGCGAGACUAUUGGGGGCGAAGUCAGAAAAUGAGCAUCCUUUAAAUUAUGUGAUGGCACAAUGGUGGUGUCAGAGCGUGAGUGAUAAGUUCUCUACCUCGACUACAUGGCCUGUGUUUAUCAAGCCCGACAUAGAUGAGAUGGGGUACAAUGCUUGUAAGAUGUUUUGGUAUCGAAUAUUUCGUCAAGAACAGAAAAUGCCUAUCCCAUCGUUUCUCGAUCUCAUCUGUUGCACAUAUUCGAGUGAUGGUAACAUUUGGGCUGACGGGGCUCAGCGCUAA
Molecule: messenger RNA, 309 nt
Organism: Fusarium graminearum PH-1
Lineage: Eukaryota; Fungi; Ascomycota; Sordariomycetes; Hypocreales; Nectriaceae
Exons: 1
Coding region: 1-309 (102 amino acids)
Source: RefSeq, a predicted model, not a curated record